Alternaria arbusti is the source of this 522-nucleotide messenger RNA. RefSeq lists its product as uncharacterized. NCBI's taxonomy places the organism in Eukaryota, Fungi, Ascomycota, Dothideomycetes, Pleosporales, Pleosporaceae. The coding region runs from base 1 to 522 and encodes 173 amino acids. The transcript has a single exon. The record is from RefSeq and is a predicted model, not a curated record.
AUGAAGCUGAAUUUAAUUCGCCCCUUUGCAGACUUCAUAGACGAGGCUCUUUCUACCUUCGAUCGUAUCCCGCACCCUGAGGUUCUCAACAUCCAUAUCGAAGGUCAUCAGGACGAAAGCCUCAUCGCAUGGGAGACGUUUAAGCACGCAGCUAGCCUUCAAGAGGCCAUGCUCAAGUCUGACUAUAUGCAAAGACAUGAGGAUGUACAGCUCAGUGAGCUGUACGAUCCACUGUACUUGGGCGUACCUAUGAGCGAAUCGGCACUGAAGGAUAGAUUCCAACUGCCUCAUCAUCUACCGGACUCAUUCUACGCGGUAGUCCGACAGAUCACCGAAGGUUCUGGCUUCAUCCACUUCGAUGGAGACGCUGGUGCUCCUUGGGACGCUAGAAGCAUGAUAGAAGCCCGGAAGUACUGGACACCGCAGCAAUUCCUUGACGAGUGGGACACCGAGAUUUUCAGUGGAUUCGUGUCACAACCGUCAGGAGGUAUGGCAGCGUUCAAGCAGAUGUAUAAGCUAUAA